AUGCUGCGAUACUGGGGUGAGAUUCCGGUUUCAUCUAACCAGGCCAACCGCAGCUCCUUUGACCUGCUUCAGCGUGAGUUUCGUACUGUGGAAGUCCAAGAUCCUCCAUUGCAUCAGCCAUCUGCAAACAAACCCCGGCCGACCACCAUGUUGGACAUCCCCUCGGAGCCCUGCAGCCUCACGAUUCACACCAUUCAGCUCAUCCAGCACAACAGGCGGCUGCGCAGCCUGAUUACCAUGGCUCAGGCUCAAAACCAGCAGCAAGCGGAGGGCAUAAAAACUGAAGACAAUGAACCUCUGCCAUCUUGUCCGGCCUCUCCACCUCUCCCUGAUGACCUGCUUCCUCUGGAUAGCAAAACCCCCAAAAUGCCAUUUCAGCUGAGGCACAGUGACCCAGAGAGUGAUUUCUACAGAGGAAAAGGGGAGCCAGUGACUGAGCUGAGUUGGUCCUCCUGCCGGCAGCUUCUCUACCAGUCAAUGGCCACCAUCCUGGCUCACACAGGCUUUGAGUGUGCCAAUGAGAGUGUCCUGGAGACCCUGACAGACAUCGCCCACGAGUACUGCUUGAAGUUCACCAAACUGCUGCGCUUUGCUGUGGAUCGAGAAGCUCGACUAGGGCACACCCCUUUCCCUGAUGUCAUGGAGCAGGUCUUCCAUGAAGUGGGCAUUGGCAGCGUGCUCUCGCUGCAGAAGUUCUGGCAACACCGCAUUAAGGAUUAUCACAGCUACAUGCUUCAGGUUAGCAAACAGCUCUCUGAAGAAUAUGAGAAGAUUGUCAACCCUGAAAAGGCAGCAGAAGACACAAAGCCUGUGAAAAUUAAGGAGGAACCUGUUAGUGAUAUUACUUUCCCCAUAAGUGAGGAGCUGGAAGGAGAUCUGGCUUCUGGUGACCAGUCUUUGCCCGUUGGAGUCCUUGGAGCUCAAAGUGAGCGCUUCUCUGCCAACUUGGAAGUAGAAGCUUCCCCGCAGACUUCAGGGGCUGAGGUGAACGCUUCCCCACUCUGGAACUUGGCACAGGUAAAAAUGGAGCCACAGGAAAAUGAGGAGGCUAAUGUACAUGGCCACGGGGUCCUAGGCAGCGAUGUCUUUGAGGAGCCCAUGUCAGGCAUGAGCGAAGCUGGGAUGCCACAGAGCCCCAAUGGCUCUGAGAGCAGCUACGGUUCUCAUUCUGCUGACAGUCUGAUGGGAUCCUCACCUGUCUUCAACCAGCGCUGCAAGAAAAAGAUGAAGAAGAUGUGAAAAGAGACAGUCUUUUUGUUUAGUCCUGAUGGUAUGUAACAGACUUGAAACAAACUGAGAGUACUGUGAUGGCUAUGAUUCAUAAACAGGGCUGGCCCUGGAGUGUGAGGGACCUUGCAUAAAAUUAUUAUGAGAGGUUUGAUGUGUAGUGCACUUCAGCUCCCCUCUUUGCUGGCUUCUGUGCUCCAUCCUGACUCAUGAGAAUGAAGAUCACCCGGUACAUUUGGUGGCGGCAUGGCUUGC
This is a messenger RNA of Nipponia nippon (crested ibis), 1482 nucleotides long. NCBI's taxonomy places the organism in Eukaryota, Metazoa, Chordata, Aves, Pelecaniformes, Threskiornithidae. The record is from RefSeq and is a predicted model, not a curated record.